CGUACUGUCCUGUGGAUGGUCAUCGGGGCGGCUGUGCAUCUCACUGUGUCUGCUUCUCUUUCUUCCCAGGGUAAAGUCGAGUAUCUGGUGAAGUGGAAAGGAUGGCCCCCAAAGUACAGCACGUGGGAGCCAGAGGAGCACAUCCUGGACCCCCGCCUGGUCAUGGCCUAUGAGGAGAAGGAGGAGAGAGACCGAGCGUCGGGGUAUAGGAAGAGAGGUCCGAAACCCAAGCGGCUUCUGCUGCAGCGGCUGUACAGCAUGGACCUGCGGAGCUCCCACAAGGCCCAGGGCAAGGAGAAGCUCUGCUUCUCCCUGACGUGCCCACUCGGCAGCGGGAGCCCCGAGGGGGUGGUCAAGGCGGGGGCGCCUGAGCUGGUGGACAAGGGCCCCUUGGUGCCCACCCUGCCCUUCCCGCUCCGCAAGCCCCGAAAGGCCCACAAGUACCUGCGGCUCUCACGCAAGAAGUUCCCGCCCCGCGGGCCCAACCUGGAGAGUCACAGCCAUCCACGGGAGCUCUUCCUGCAGGAGGCACCGGCACCGGACGUCCUGCAGGCAGCCAGCGAGUGGGAGCCUGCUGAGCAGCCCCCCGAAGAGGAGGCAGAUGCAGACCUGGCCGAGGGACCGCCUCCCUGGACACCUGCGCUCCCCACAAGUGAAGUGACAGUGACAGAUAUCACCGCCAACUCCAUCACCGUCACCUUCCGCGAGGCCCAGGCCGCUGAGGGCUUCUUCCGAGACCGAGACCGAGACCGAGACAUAGGCCACAGCGGGAAGUUCUGAGUCCCCGUUUUUACUUCUCUUAGACUGUUUUCUUUUGGGCUUGGGGUGGGGACUUCCAGAGGGGAGGAGGGGUCUAGGGAGGGUAAUUAUUUUAUUUAAAAAUACGAAACGGGAGGAGGAGGAAGAUCCCAACACUCUCCCACCAUCCUCCCCUUGCUCUGUGGGGGAUGUUUACAGAGAGGCCUCCGGGUCUGUUUCUGGCAGGGGGUGGGUACCCGGCACUGCUCUGUCAGUUUGGGUACCAUCUCCAGAGCAGAAUGGGGACAGGGCCACCCCCUGCACACCUCCAUCACCCUUCUCCCCAGACACAGAGCUGGCCCUGGGGACUAAGCGCAGGAGUCCAGCCUCCCCCUCACGGCGCCCAGCCCUGGGGCUGAUUCUGCCUUUGCCUCUCUGGCAGGAAGGGGACUGUGUUUUUAUCUUUGCACUCCAGCUUGCGGUGGGAUGGCGGCUCCUUUGCUCAGAGGGAGGGUCAGAGAGAAGGGCCAAAGGAAGGGGUAGAGAUGGCUGCAGUGUCCUGAGUCCAUACCCUUCAGAGAGCCUCUACUUUCCCUGGGGCAGCUGCCAGCCGAGGCCUCCUGCUGAGAGCUUCCCCAGUCCCACCCUCCCCAGCUGCACCCGUGUGCGCGCACCCUGCCCUCCUGCCCCGUGAGUGUUUGCAUGUAACUGCAGACAUGUGCGAUGGGUCCUACAAAUCUCCUGUUUAGAAACCUGAUAGAUGAAUGUGAGGUGAUCACAGCACAAAAGAACUUGCUACGGGCACCACACACUCACCCCACCUGGCAUAGCCCAUCACGUGACCGGAUCCGGGCCUACUGGAAGCUGUCAGCAGGGUCUGGCAUGGCAGAUGUCCUCUGCUGCUCUGGGCACGCAGGUGUGUGGCUUCGCCCGGCGUCUGCAGGUGGGCCUGUGCUUCCUCCUGGGGGGCUCUGUUCUCUCUGACUCAGGUGACCUUUCAGCCCUUCCCACUCCCCUCUUCUGCCCUCUCCUCAGCUCAGCCAAUGGUGGGUGUGGGUGGUCAGGGAGGGAGGGAGUCCCACCACCUUCUCAGGGCAGCCUCAACUCCCUCCAUCCCUCCUCCUUGCAUCCUGUGCCCCCUUUGCACCCCGACAUGCCGACAUGCCGAAGCCAGGCUGGCCUGUGUUCUGUGGUGGGGCCUCUGCCAUGUCUUCCUGCAGUCAGGCUGCGGGGCUGGCGGUGGGAGGGGCAGGCUGUGCACAAGCCCCAGGCCGCCCUCCAGCACAGGCUGUGUCUGCCAGCCGGAGGGCACUCACUUUCUAGUUUGCACCAAUGUGCCCUGUGGACUGGUAACUCCCCUGGCAGUGAGGAGUGGCUUCUGCCCCAUCCCAGCCCUGUGGGCAGAAAAGGCCACAAGGCGGGGUGGGAGCGGGUGGGGGGGCGGGAAGUGCCAGAGGGCAAGUACAAGCCUGGCCCUCCACCCUCCGCCAUUCUGCCUGCCCUCCAGGGCCGCCCUCCCCGCUGUGUCCUGAGGCAGGAUAGGGCUAUUCCUUCCCCAAGCCCCCUCCCCAGUUCCCAAACCAAAGACACCGCACCCCAUUUCUGCGUUGGGUGCCCUGCUGGCAAGAUUCUCAAAUCCCUGGUCUCUCUCCCCUUCUUCCUAUUUCUUCACUGUCCAGGGUCAAUUCAGUGCUUCCAUUGGGGACAGUCCCCUCGGGGUGACUUGAUUCACCCCGGCCUGGGGAGUUGGAUCUAGAGGCUUAAGUGGGGGUGGGUCAGGGGAAGGAGGGGCAGCUGUGCCCCUGGGAGGGAAAGGCAGCUGGAGUUGGGACCUUCCCAGGACUGGGGCUCCCAGCCGAGGCGAGGUGUGGAGGGGGGUGGGCUGGGAGGUCUCUAGUGGAAUGCUGUUUGCUCAUGGCUUUGGGACAGGCUGGCAGCUUCUAGUAUAAGUCAUACUCAUUCCCCAGGGGACACAGGACCUCGUCCUGGCUCAUGGGCCCUCCCAGACAGUGUGUUAGGUCCGCACCACCAGGAGCCAGGCCAAGAGACAGAGUUUAAGAAAGUUUAUGUUCUCGCCGCGGGCUGAGCCCCGUGUGCCCGCGUCAGCGAGGGAGUGUUUGUGUUCCCUUAUACAGGCCGGGGUCAGGGCUGCUGCCUGAGCAGGACGUCCUUGGAAGACAGCAGUGUGUCUGGGGAGGGGGCACGUGUCCACCAGACAGAGGGAGCGCCCGAGUCGGCGGGGAGUGGAUCUUAUUUUGCUUCUGCAGGUGCAGGCUGCUUGCUUCAAGCUAUGGGAAACAAUAUCUCAGAAAACAUGGCCAAGGAGGGGCUGGGCAGUGCAUCCCGAUAAGCUGUGUGUGUAGAACUUGCAGAAUCGGGGCGUGGGGGCCUGUUGUGGAAUGAGGCAGCAGCAACCAAACCCUUCUUGCCUUUGACUUAGCCCUUUCCGGCCCACGGGCGUCCUGUGUCUCAGAGAGGGCUGACCCUGCAGAGCCUGCUCCCUGGGGGAAGGGCUCUGUCUGGCCUGUUAGGACCCCGCCUCCAGCACAUAGACCUCAAUGAGGGGUUGGGUGUGGCCUCCUCCCAGCCCUGAGUGUCCCCGCCUCCCACCUCGCCUCGCUUCCACACUGAAGGCCAGUACUCCAGGGAGUGGAUGCUUCGAAAGAUUGGACCUCCUGCCUCCCUUGGCCCACCCCCACCCAUUUGAAUGUAGUUGGUACUUCCUCCCCCCCCCUCCCACUCCCUCCCCCGCUGUGGGAUCGGACAGGAGAUUGUCCUCCACCCCUGGCAAGGCCACUCCUCAUGCAGCAGCCGAGCCCAUGAUCAUCACCCCAUCGAGCCCGUUGCCAACGCCCCCCUCCUCCCCUGCUGGGGAAGGCGCUAUGCUUCCGCGUAGCUUCGCUUUAGAAGUGGCCAGCCUGGCCUCCAGGUCUCAGCACAAGAACGCUUCCUUUGCACAGAAUGAGCAGUGAGCUUUGCUCAGACGAAAUGAAUGUAUUGGGAGGGGCUGGCACGAACCGUCCCCAGCACCUGCCUCUUGUGAGUGGGUGGGUGCUGGGGGAGCCGGAGUGGAUGCAGAGCUCGGGUUUAUUUUUGUACUGAUAUUGGUAACAGACUGUAUAGCAUCUAUUUAUUUAGAUGAUUUACCUGGUAAAUGAGGCAAAAACUAUUAAAAACACAUUAAAGAUGAUUUUUAAAAAGGUGA
Molecule: messenger RNA, 3943 nt
Organism: Myotis brandtii (Brandt's bat)
Lineage: Eukaryota; Metazoa; Chordata; Mammalia; Chiroptera; Vespertilionidae
Gene: CBX7
Product: chromobox homolog 7
Exons: 5
Coding region: 16-780 (254 amino acids)
Biological process (GO): negative regulation of transcription by RNA polymerase II
Cellular component (GO): PRC1 complex
Source: RefSeq, a predicted model, not a curated record